UUAGACGCUAAUUAGUCGUUUUUUCUUUUGCCUCUGGAGCCAACUUAAUUAUUCCCAUAGAAAACACUACUUAUAUGAUCUCUACCUAUCAAAAAAGAAGUGAGGAAAGAAGACCCGAGAUAGGAGACUUAGGGCUGGUGAUUCCAGGGCUUCCUGGCGGUGACGCCGGUGCGUCAACCAGCAGUAGGGCGGAAGGAUUUCCUCUCCUUUUCGGAUCUUUCUCAGUAAAUGUCCCAGGAACAGAGGAAAUCAGAGAUAAAACUCAUUCUGCAGAUGAGACCAGAUGGGAUCUGCGACCACAACGAAAAUUCAACGAGAGUAACGACAGUGUCUCGCGUUUGGCUUCGGCGGAAGUGGAGGCGACCGCAACCGGACAAAAUCUGGACCCCAUCCAACGGACGCGGCUUAAUCAGUGCUGAUGACGGAACUUCAGCUCCGAGGAUUGCUUACCCUCUCACAGGGGUGGCUCCACAUCGAAAGGGUUUGUGGCGACCUGCAACUCGCCAAAAGAAGAGACUUCUAGGCUACAGGACACUUUACUCCGGCAGUGAGUCCUCAACACCUCGGCUGAAUUGGAAGAAUAUGGCUGAAACUAGAAAGUUUAAGCACAACAGGGCCAAUAUGCUCAGGGGAAACGCACGUCCAGGCAAAGAUUACGGCUACAAAACAGAAAAAGCACAAUCUAGUAAGGUAUGAGCUUACCCCAUAUGGGUGUGAAAUUUCAAUUGAGAGUAAAUGCUUUCGGUUUCAUAUAAUUAAUAGCAAUGCACUGUGUAUUUCUGAAAUGAAACAUGGGAUCACUACUGUUAUUGACCUUGAUUUGGUAAAGGCUUCUUGGUUAAAGACCUCUAUCCCCAAUUUUUUUCUGGUACAUGGGCUUGCUCUAGAUUAGAAUUGAAUUCCACGGUUAUCCUUCAUGAUGCUAAUUUUUUUGGAGGCUUAUUCGAAUUAUUGAGAAGCGUGGCAAUUCUCUAUUUAUACCUGAAGGAAGAAAUGCAUUUGGAAUUAAUUGUUUUCUGUCUGUGAUUUCAAGAGCAAUUACUUUAAUGAUUGGAUGCACAAGUAAGGAGCCAAUGCAGACGAUUGGAUGUGCUACAUAUGAAAUUUUAUCGGGUAACACAAGUGCAUUUUUUGAUUGGGAUCCUCUGUCGCAAGGAAGGGAUGAGGAUAAUUAUCACUCUUCAAUCUCAGAAGCAUUUUUGCAGGUGGAUAUUAUGCAUUGCGGUUCUGCUAAGAAUUCUUUAGAGAUGAUUGCUAUUGAGGACGUUAAUAAUUCUGAACUAAUUCCCGUUCCUGACCCUUCAUUCGCAAUUAUAAAGGAUUUUUUUGAGACUACUAUGACUAACGGGGUUGAUUCUCUCUCCCAAUUUCUACUCAAAGAAUUCAAAAGAAUCCUUGCUGACUCUUUAGGAAAUCAGGAGAGACCUGCUGAAGAUGGGAAAAUUACUAAGUGUGCAUCAGAGAGCGAGAAGAUAAUACUAGGGGAUUUUUUUACAGAUAAUUCUGAAGAUUUUGUAAGUGAGGGGGUCUGUGGCGAGCAGCUCUAUGAACACUUUGGGGAUGAUUUUCUGGGCCACGCAUCGGAGAGCGAGAAAAGAACUCCUAUUUCAUCGAUGGACGAUCUUUGGGACUCUGAGACGAAUAAUGAUAUUUGCAAUAAAGCUUUUUUUAUCACGCCAAAAAACUGCUUGCCUACAGGGAAUUUGAACACUCAAAUUAAGAUAUACAGGAAAAAAUAUCAACGGUCCCAUCAUAUGAAGACUAGAUCACAAACUCGGUUGGAGUACUGACUAUGAGUGUUAGGGGCUUCUUGG
Molecule: messenger RNA, 1814 nt
Organism: Cuscuta epithymum
Lineage: Eukaryota; Viridiplantae; Streptophyta; Magnoliopsida; Solanales; Convolvulaceae
Source: the annotation of a GenBank genome assembly